Molecule: messenger RNA, 753 nt
Organism: Passer montanus (Eurasian tree sparrow)
Lineage: Eukaryota; Metazoa; Chordata; Aves; Passeriformes; Passeridae
Product: keratin-associated protein 5-1-like
Source: RefSeq, a predicted model, not a curated record
AUGUGCUCCACUGGAUGCUGUUCCACGGGAUGCUGCUCUGUCGUGAAGAGCAAGACCGUGUGCUGCACUCCCUGCAAGACUGUGUGCUGUAGCCCAUGCAAGACUGUGUGUUGCAGCCCCUGCAAGCCCGUGUGCUGCAGCCCAUGCAAGACUAGGUGCUGCACCCCCUGCAAGACUGUGUGCUGCAGCCCCUGCCAGAAGCCCUGCUGUGACCCGUGCCAGUCCUGCUGUGACCCCUGCCAGUCCUGCUGUGACCCGUGCCAGAAGCCUUGCUGUGACCCGUGCCAGUCCUGCUGUGAUCCGUGCCAGAAGCCUUGCUGUGACCCGUGCCAGUCCUGCUGCGACCCCUGCGAGUCCCGCUGUGAUCCAUGCAGCCAGAAGCCUUGCUGUGACCCGUGCCAGACCUGCUGUGACCCGUGCCAGACUUGCUGUGACCCAUGCCAGAAGCCUUGCUGUGACCCGUGCCAGACCUGCUGUGACCCGUGCCAGACUUGCUGUGACCCAUGCCAGAAGCCUUGCUGUGACCCGUGCCAGUCCUGCUGUGACCCGUGCCAGUCUGUGUGCUGCACCAAGGUGUGCCAGAAGUCCGUGUGCUGUGUCCCACGGCCCUGCUGCAGCCCCUGCGGGUCCCUGUCCUGCUGCUCCUGCGUGGUGAAGAAGCCCGUGAUGGUUUGCUGCACCCCCGUGAGGAAGUACUGCACCCCCUGCAUCCCCAUCCAGCAGUGCUGCGCCAGCCUCAAGAAGACCUGCUGA